Fusarium oxysporum Fo47 is the source of this 775-nucleotide messenger RNA. RefSeq names its product 60S ribosomal protein eL42. The record is from RefSeq and is a predicted model, not a curated record. Gene Ontology annotation, cellular component: cytosolic large ribosomal subunit; ribosome. Gene Ontology annotation, molecular function: structural constituent of ribosome. Bases 97 to 417 code for a protein of 106 amino acids. The transcript has 3 exons. Gene Ontology annotation, biological process: translation. Lineage: Eukaryota; Fungi; Ascomycota; Sordariomycetes; Hypocreales; Nectriaceae.
CAAAGUGAGAAAUCAACCAAAACCUCAAUUUAGCCAGUCUUUGGAACUUGCAUCACCAAACACACCCAAAGAACGGCACCGUACAUCGUCGUCAAAAUGGUCAACAUUCCCAAGACCCGCAACACCUACUGCAAGGGCAAGGAGUGCCGCAAGCACACCCAGCACAAGGUCACCCAGUACAAGGCUGGCAAGGCCUCCCUGUUCGCCCAGGGUAAGCGACGAUACGACCGCAAGCAGUCCGGUUAUGGUGGUCAGACCAAGCCUGUCUUCCACAAGAAGGCCAAGACCACCAAGAAGGUUGUUCUGCGAUUGGAGUGUGUCAAGUGCAAGACCAAGCUCCAGCUGGCGCUGAAGCGAUGCAAGCACUUCGAGCUUGGUGGUGACAAGAAGACGAAGGGUGCUGCUCUGGUGUUCUAAGUGCUUUGUGUUUGGGGUCUCAGGGUCACCAUUUCUAUGCUUACCUCGGCGGCAUUUGGGCAUCAUGGAUGGACACAGGCGAAAGGAGGUACACGCCCUCGAUUUGAGGCAUGUUUCAUAGGGAACGAAUGAAAAAAAACUCUCUGUGUUGCACCAACACGAAUUUUCUGAAGCAAAGCAUAAUAAAGUGCGUUCAUGGUGAUGAACCAUUUUCAAGGGUUGAGCCAUUACCCCUCAACGUCAAGCGGGAUAGGGCCCGUGAGUCAUGGUCAUGGUUGAGAAAGCUUCAAAACAGCAACGAUGUAUCGGUCUAUAGGUAUAAAGCUCUGAUGCUAUUCUAAAACCCUUCACCCAGCAU